This is a messenger RNA of Hibiscus syriacus, 996 nucleotides long. RefSeq lists its product as uncharacterized. The record is from RefSeq and is a predicted model, not a curated record. Lineage: Eukaryota; Viridiplantae; Streptophyta; Magnoliopsida; Malvales; Malvaceae. The transcript has a single exon. The coding region runs from base 1 to 996 and encodes 331 amino acids.
AUGUUGAUCUAUGUGGAUGAUCUUUUGAUCACUGGCAAAAAUAGUGGAAUGAUAGAAGAAUUAAAGACCAUCAUGCACGGGAAUUUUAAGAUAAAAGAUUUGGGGCAGCUCAAGUAUUUCUUAUGCAUUGAAGUUGUACGAAAUACAGAAGGAAUUAUUCUAAGCCAACGAAAAUAUGCCUUGGAACUCAUUUUAGAUUCCGGUUUGGGGAAUGCAUGUAGUGUUUCUACUCCUCUUGAACAGAAUCAAAAACUCACAUCAUCUGAAUAUGACAUGCACAUUGAGCAUCGAUCUGAUGAGCUCUUAGAAGAUACUGGAAUGUAUCAAAGGCUAAUUGGAAGGCUUCUUUACUUAACACAUACUCGCCCAAACAUAAUGUAUGAUGUUCAGCUUUUAAGUCAGUUCAUGCAAACUCCAAAGAAAGUCCAUUAUGAAGCAGCUAUGCGUGUUGUGAGGUAUAUACGAAAAAGUCUAGGUGAGGGUAUUCUGUUUUCAAACAAAAGUAGACCUAACUUGGUAGCAUUUUGUGAUUCUGACUGGGCUGCUUGUCCAAUGUCAAGACGUUCUGUUACUGGCUAUUGCGUUAAGUUGGGAGAUUCUCUCAUUUGCUGGAAGUCUAAGAAGCAGAAUACCAUCUCACGAUCAUCAGCUGAGGCUGAAUACAGGUGUAUGGCAUCUACAGUAGAGGAAUUAGUUUGGUUGAGGGGAUUAACUAAGGAACUGGGAAUUGAGCACCACGAGCCAACAACGUUGUAUUGUGAUAACCAGGCUGCACUCCACAUUGCAGCAAAUCCAGUCUACCAUGAGAGAACAAAGCAUAUAGAAAUCGAUUGUCACUUUGUGCGUGAUCAGAUACAAAAGGGAGUUGUUUGCACCAAACAUGUCUCAACUAAAGAACAACAAGCUGAUAUCUUUACAAAAGGCUUAGGAACAAACCAACAUGAGCGUUUAAAGAUCAAGUUGGGAAUGAAAGACGAGAGUCAUUCUCCAACUUGA